UUCCUAUUUUCAGUUUUUUAAUUUUUCUAUGUGGAGGAGGAGAAGUACUGGCUUUACAGUUUCUGGAUGCGAUUAAACCCUAGUUUGGAUGGGUUGAUUCAUCAAGUUAAAGACAUUAAAAAAACAAAAUACAAAAAGGGUGAAAAAAAUUCGAGGAAGGGCAGGCAAAUGUUUUUUUUUUGACGAAACCCUAAUGGAAAGAGGCGUGUAAUCACGGAUUUGAAGGGUUUGGAGCAUGAAUAUUUCACGGCCAGACUUCUUUUUCUCAGAUCGACUCGCCGAGCUCUGUUUUGCCGUAAUCCGACAAGGUAUGUACAAAUUUUCUUUCUAACGUAUGAUGGAUAUGGCCGUUUUGUGUGAUCAUUGAAGCCGACAAGGCUGCUCUGGUUGCUUAAACAUGGAAGAUGGAUAGAUGAAAAUUUUAGAGCAGUUAUCUGGCAUUUCAAAAGAAACAUUUCACGGUUUUUAAGGGCUUUAGACCGCGGCAGAAUGUAUAAUGGGUGGUCGUAAUAGUCUCUUCUUGUUGGGAUUGCUGGGUAAUUUACGGAUAUUUGUUAAUAGAUUUCUUAAAUGGAACAAAACACGGAAUCUGAAGGUUUGGUGGUACCGAUGUCAAGAUCGGAAGGUUUAAAGGCGGAAGAUCCAGAGCUUGUGGAGGCGGUGGCGGAGGAUAAACAGGGUUUGAAGAGGAAAACAGUGCACAGCCGCUCCAAGGCGAAUUAUCAGGCAUCGAAGAGGCGAAGGAGAUCUUUGGAGAGUUUAAGAAAACGGCCAGGUGGCGGUUCUGUGAGAAGCUUUCAGUCCGCCGUAAAGAAGAACCGGCGGAGCUUGGAGGUGGGUCCCCCUUGCUCAGGAACUGAGUUGAAUUUUCUGAAAUCAGGAGUUCCUGAUGAAGAAAAUGAUGUUGGUAAUAUUAAUAUUCAGGAGAGCUCUGAUGAUUCGGAGCCCCUUAUUAAUAAAAUUAAGAAAAAUUCUGUUAAACGAGCUCAAAAUCAUGCCAAACAAACUGCUAUUGUUAAUAAUGAUACCUUCCUUUCUACCAAGCAACCCAAACAUGCUUCCAAUGCAUCAGUCUUUCAAGCAACUUCAGAGCGUUUAAAUGGUUCUGCUCAUCAUGUUGCCAAUUCUUUUGAAAUUGGUAGAGGGGCUUUUUGUAAGAAGCACAAUUUUCCUGGUUUGAAGGAUUUUGCUAAGAAAUCUCUGCGAACGUCAAAAAAGAAGAAGAUCCAAGUAAGUGUAUUGGAUGGCAAGGAUACUCUUGAAGUGGAAGCUGCAAUGCCAGUCGCACUUCCUCCUGUCAAAGCUCCGAAUAUUUCAAAGGCUACGACGGCUGUGGCUCAUGUCUCUGAGCAUGAGACUAAACAGAAAGUGAACAGUGAAUUAGUGGAUGCUGGCAGUUUAAAGAUUUCCAAGGCAACAACAUCUCCAUCUGUGGUCGAGCUGGCAUCUGAUGCCUGUGAUCAUAAGACUAAGCACAACUUAUCCAAGGAAGUGAGCAAUGCUGCUACUCUCAAGUGGAGUAAUCAUAAGGCUCGGCAGAAUCUUUCGGGCAGUGGAAAUAGGACUGUUUCUAAGAGGGGGGGAACAAAUGCAUUGACAUCCCAGUCAGGCAAUGGAACUCUUGCUAAGAAGGGGGCUAUGAAUGCAUUGCCAUCCCAGCCAGGCAAUGUUGUUGUUGAUGAGCAACAUAGUCUGGAGCAGAAUGCUGCUAGAACAUUGUCAUCUAGAUUUAGUUCAAAUGGCGGUGCUCAAAAGAUUGCACAACCAAUUGUGUCUGCACCAACUUUCAAUUUGCCUUCUGGGUUAACUGCAGCCGAGAAGGAUGAAAAUGCUCCGGUGCAGGGUUCUGGGAGAGCACUCAGACCAAGGCAACGCAGGCAAAAGCCCAGUGGCACAAAACGAUAUGGGGAGAUUUGUUUCAGUGACGCAGAUGCUUUUCAGAUUUUGAACAGGAGAAUUAAGGUUUUCUGGCCUCUUGAUAAUAAGUGGUAUUAUGGACUGGUCAAGAGCUAUGAUCCGACAAAUAAGUUGCAUUAUGUACGAUAUGAUGAUCAUGAUGAAGAGUGGCUUCAGCUUAGAGAUGAAAAAUUCAAGCUUCAGUUGCUCCCUGGUGAGGCUGAUGGACGGGUCAAAUUGUUGGAGAAAAAUGGCUGUGAGAAAGUUGAAGGAUCAGAUAAAGACAGUAUUCAGUCGGGAUGUAAAAUCCUUCCUUCCUCAGAACUAAAUAAUGAAUCACAAUUGGGUGACUUUAAUAAUGACUCAUAUAGACACAGAGUUGAACAUAAUUCCUUUGAGAUGUCUCCUCCCAGAAUAUUGGACGCUUGCAAUAAAUCUAGGGAUGGCCUUCUUGGCAAUGGUUGCAACAAUGGUAGUAGCGUAAGAGAUGAUGUUAAUGUCAGUGCUCACAAUGAUGGUAGUAGCUUGGUACCUGCGAGGGACACUUCUACUGAAAAAUCUACAUUUAAUAACUCCAAUAAGAAAAUAUCUGGAAAGGUUUAUGUCAGAAAACGUUACCGGAACACUAGUUCUAAGGAUGACACUGGGGAGAACCUGAGCGGGUUCCAAAAGUCACAUGAGCCUGUGAUGUCCCAAAUGCACGUGAACAAUGAGGGACUGAAGGUUGUUCAAACAUCUUAUGCUGACAAAGGAUCCGACCUUGGAGAUAACUUGAAACAUUCUUUGCUUGGGGCAGGAAAGAACAAGUUAUCUGGGCCUUUCAAAGAUAAAUCAAGGUAUUUGCAAUCUGUUGGUGGUAGUAAGCAUUUGAGACCUAAACAGCAUGAAGAUGAUGUGGAGGAAACAAUUGUGUCUGCAUCGAUUACAUGUAAGGAACUGUCUGAUGAAAGGGGCUUUGAGCUUGUGCAAAUUAACAAUGAAAUGAAUUCUUCAGGAUAUGGUUUUGAGCUUCUCCCCAGGUUAACUGAUUCCUCAGGUUUCUCGACUUGUCAUUUUGUUUUUCCAGUGGAAGUGGAUUUUGGGAACCCAUACUUAUCUUUAUGGACUACAUUGCAACCAAUUAAUCUCAGAUGUGGACUGCAAAGUGUUUCUUGUCAUAGUAAUUUGAUCUUGAGGCAAAGUGGAGUCUUGAAUUCUGUAUGGCCAGAUGCUUGGCUGGAGAUUCUAGUGGCAGACAACUUUAUUGGUUCGAGCAUUUUUUCACUUGCAGAUUCUCUGCAAAAAGUUGUGAAUGCUUUUGCCCAGAUUAUGGUUGCAUUUGUGAAGCCCUUCAGAAACCAAUAUUCUUGCAUGUCCUUAGAGGCAAUGAAAGACAUGAAUUUUAAAGUACCGAUUCCAUCAGUUAGUUUCCGAAUUUCAUUAACACAAGGUUGCAGCAACCCUCUCGAGUUUGUUUUUUAUGAUUUUCAGGGAAUUACAAGAGCAAGAUGGAGGGAUCUUUUUAAAAAUCUAGAAGCUCUUUGCUCUGCCUACAAAUAUUCUUCUCUGCAGAGCCCAUACAAUGCAAAUUCUUGUUUCCUUGAAAGCUGUAGCAGUCACUUGUGUGGAACGCUGGCCUUGAGUAGUUUAGUGAUGUUUGUGGAGGAUAAUGGCAUCUCUUCAGCAGCUAGUAUGUCCGAUCCUCUAUUGAAGCCAAGGGAAGGAUUGUAUGCUUUGCAAGACAUGAAUAUUGAUCAUGUAGAUAAUCAACUGUCACAUGGGCCACAGUUUCAGAAGCUCAUUCACCAAGACAUUUACCAAAGUGCAUCUGUUUGUAGAGGAAAUGGACAUGUUUCUCAUCUUGACUGCGGUCGAGUUGUCCCACCAUUUUCCAUUACUUUUGCUGCUGCACCUAGCUUUUUUCUAGGCUUGCAUUUGAAAUUGUUGCUUGGUAAGCCUGUUACCCCUAAUAGAUUUCAAAGGUACAUUUCAAAUUCGUUGGGACUGGAAAAUUGGGAAAUUAUUGAUCUUUCAGAGGAGGGCAGCUCAGAUGUGAUCACUGUGAGGGAUUCGUCAACAAGAACCGGUCAGACUCGUGAAGAUUCAAGACGGCUAUAUCUUGAAACUGAAGCAGGCUAUGCAGAUGGCACAGUAUUUGGUGGAGAUCGUGCUUUGGAUUCCAGUGCUAGGUUAUGGCAAACUACCAAGCAUUCAAAGGUAGAUGUCGAUGCUUCCCCUAUAAGCAGUGCCGAUGGCUGCGUAAUGUCAUCUCCACGAUCAACAUAUUCUGAGCUUAAUGUCACUGGCACUUCUGCAGGUGUCACAGCAACACAAGAUAAGCAUGAAUCUUUUAUGCCUGGAAAUGUUUUUAAACUUCGAAGGUGCCCAACAAAUAGAAGCUCAUGGCGGCUUACUGGCAAUGCAAGGCCUAAUUUUGUUCGUAGAAGGAACUUGACAGUUGCAGAGGUUGAAGCUAGGAGCAGUUUUAAGGAUGAUGAAAGGGAUUCUGCUGCAGAACAAUCUUUCCAUGGUUACUUUGAUACCAUUUCUGGGCAGUCAGAUUCAAAGGCAGAUCAGUCAGCUGCUCAUGCAGAUACAUUAACAGGUUUGGGUAAUUACUGGUCUCAGGAGAAGUAUACUGUGGCAUCUUCUUCAAAAUUGUGGCAAGAUAAUAGGAAUCAACAUGUGUUUAGUAGUUCCACAGAACCUAGAAAACGCCGUGGUGGGUAUGCGAAUCUGAUCUUCUCUGAGAUUGCUGAUGACAUUCCUUUCAAAUACAGAGGGCAUAUGAGAAGGGGCCGUCCUUCAAGGCAAAAUAGGGAAGAGAAGCUGAAGAAAUCUGCAGAUAAUUCUUCAGAUUUAAGGUACCUGGAUUCUGUAUCCUGUAGCGCAAAUAUACUGGUUGUAGGAGUUGACAGAGGCUGGAGGGAAUCUGGGGCACAAGUUAUACUUGAAGCUUCAGGUCACAAUGAAUGGACUCUUUCAAUAAAGUUACAUGGAUUUACCAAAUAUACUCAUAAGGCCCAGCAAGUUGUACAAUCUGGUUCAACAAAUCGUUACACACAUGCCAUGCUCUGGAAGGGUGGGAAGGACUGGAGCUUGGAGUUUCCAGAUAGAAAGCAGUGGGCAUUAUUCAAGGAGAUGCAUGAAGAGUGCUACAAUCGGAAUUUGCGGGCUGCUUCAGUGAGACACAUACCAAUACCAGGAGUGCGUGAGAUUGAGGAUUAUGAUUGCAGCUCUGAUUCAUUUCACUUUGUGCGGCCCUCUUCAAGAUACAUUCGGCAGAUGGAAAGUGAAGUUGAAAUGGCUUUGGCCACUUCACGGGUUAUGUAUGACAUGGACAGUGAGGAUGAGGAGUGGCUUGGUCACCUAAACAAUAGUAGGAUUGGUGAUGGAGGCUGUCAACCAGGUCAUGUAUCAGAAGAGACUUUUGAGAGAAUUAUGGACUUGUUGGAAAAAGCUGCCUUUACACAGCAACGGGAGCUUUUGAACAGUGAUGAAGUAGCGGACUUUUGCUGGGAUAUUGCAACCGUUGAGGUUGUGAAGGCUAUCCAUGCUCACUGGCAAGAGAAGCGAUGGAGGAAAGGAAUGGCGUUGGUUAGACAUUUCCAGCCUGCUUCCUGGGAGCGAUACCAGCAGCAAAUCAAGGAAUGGGAAUCACAGAUGAAUGAAUUACAAAAUUCUCCAACAGCAAAUAAACAGCAGCCAAACCUUGAAAGGCCUCCUAUGUUUGCAUUUUGUCUAAAACCAAGAGGAUUGGAAGUUCCAAAUAAGACACAAAAGCAAAGAUCACACAGGAAGUUUAAUGCAGGGCAGCAAAUUACACUAAGAGAUCAGGAGAAUGUCAUUUGUACAGCAAGUAGAAGGCACAAUGGGAUUAGCAUUGGUGAAGACACUUCGUCAGAAGCAUUGGGUAUCUUUCAACACUCUAGCCCUUCAGAAAUUGAUACGUAUUCUCAGCCUACAAGCUUUGGUGCCGUUUCUUCAGAGGCAACUACACAAGUGGAUUUUAUGGAUGUGAGAUUCAAGAUGAAUAAGGAACACCAACAAAAGCAGAAGAUGAAAAGGAAAGCAAAGAAGAUGAAAGUUUUUGUGGCUUCCAAAGAUCCACAACAAGAGGGAACUUCCCAUUGUGAGCUGGUCCAGCUGGACCAUAGAAAAGAACCUGUUUCUUAUGGUUGGGAUACUUCGGCUUGUGAUCAACAGAAUGUCACAUCAUGUGCAGUCUCCAAUUAUAAUCUUUCAAGUCUGAAUCCUACACAUCCACAGGCUGGCUCGGAUUUUGAUGCAGAACUAAGGGUACAAGAGGCAGAAAAUGCUGCAUGUACUGCAGCUGAAGUUGCUGCCGCCAAGCGUGCAAGGGCUGAGAGGCUGCUUCAGAAGGCAGACCUUGUAGCACAUAAAGCUGUUGUAGCUGUAGUUAUUGCAGAGACUAUACAAGCUUCUGAAAGAGACCGUCAAGGUGAAACUGACAACAUGACAGAAGAGUCUGGAAGAGCAGUUUUUGGGCAUUGGCGGCCUUCGAGGAUAGAUCCUUUGGUUGUAAAUGAUGGAACAAUGAGACAGAGUCGAAAUUGUUCUGUGCCAGCUUCUUUGCCUGGGACAAACUGUUUCAUGAAAAAUAUUCAAGCAGAUGUGAUGGCAGUUACAACUGUUGGAUCCUCAUCAAUAAAAAUGGAUUCAGAUUCAAAUCAGGUACAAGUGAAACUUGGAGUAGAGGAGUCACUCAUGUCGAAUGAUGCACUGGUGCCAAUGGCUAGUUGGGGUCAUGAGAUCAAUACAUGACUUGAAACUACAGUCUAUUAGAGAUGUUUUUUUUGAAUUUCUUCCUUCUGUGGGAAGUUAAGAUAAUUUUCUUGCAUCCUUAGACAGGGUGCCAAUCUGAGGUUGCCACUUUCAGUAAAAAUUGUUGGCUUUGCAGGUGCAACAUAACAACCAAAGUUUCAUCUGUCUUUUGUAGCCUUUUAAGAAAGAAGGUUUGUAGAUUUAUUGUCAUCAUGAAUCAUGUACAGAAAAUUGUUUCCCAUAACUGUUCACUAUAGAUGAGCAUUUGGCUCGAAAUAAGAUUUUGGUCAAGUCCAUCAUUUUUUAUUUGCUAAUGGAUACUUGGCAACCAAUCAAUAUUACAAGAGCAGAAGUUAUGCUGAGUGUAUCAAACCAUGAGAAUCUGUAAGUAACAACUAUAAGCCAUAGUAGUAGGGUUUGUUGGGAUUCAGAUGUUCGCUGAGUAUGUUGAUUAGCUGAAGAUUGCAUUCAUUAGUUCCACUUUGCACUGUGUUAAAACUAUAGCGGCUCUGUAUAUUCUUCUUGUAGGAUGAUUUUGUUUAUGUUUA
Molecule: messenger RNA, 7208 nt
Organism: Cryptomeria japonica (Japanese cedar)
Lineage: Eukaryota; Viridiplantae; Streptophyta; Pinopsida; Cupressales; Cupressaceae
Exons: 4
Coding region: 571-6660 (2029 amino acids)
Biological process (GO): regulation of transcription by RNA polymerase II
Cellular component (GO): piccolo histone acetyltransferase complex
Source: RefSeq, a predicted model, not a curated record